ACCCUCAACAUGUCCAAGGUUCCUUACCCCUUCCAAUUCGACACCACGGCCAACCCCGCAGGACCACCAGAUGGAACCAACACAAACAUCGAAAUUAGCAUCCCAAAUGCCCGCGGACGUAUCCCCUCUUUACAAGCUUCUCGCCUCAGAACAAUGUUCCUAGAAGCCCGCACCGAUCCAAACAAGAUCAUCGCGCACGCAUGCACAUACGACGGCCUGUCCUCGCGUCUCGUCGAAGAAGCCGGGUUCCCCAUGGUCUUUCUAUCGGGAUACGCAGUCGCCAGUACACACGGGCUCCCAGAUACGGGGUAUACCGCCAUGGCAGAGAUGUGCGACAAAAUCCAAGAAAGCUUCCGACAGGUUUCUGUGCCGAUCAUGGCGGACGGGGAUACAGGGUAUGGAAGCCCGAUGAACGUGAAGCGAACGGUUGAGUGCUUCGCAGCUGCUGGUGCAGCGGGCGUGAUGAUCGAAGACCAGCAGUGGCCAAAACGGUGCGGCCACACAAAAGGAAAGAGCGUCGUCUCUCGCGAGGAAGCAUAUGCCCGCAUGCAAGCUGCCUGUGACGCACGGAACGAAGGCCGAGAUAUUUUCAUUCUUGCACGCACUGAUGCCCUGAUGCACGGGUGGGAUGAAGCAAUGGCGCGCGCACAGGAAUUCAAGCGUAUUGGCGCGGAUGCGAUUUUUGUGGAAGCGCUUCCUGAUAGGGCUGCGAUGAAGCGUGCCGUGGAGGAAUUGGAUAUUCCCGUUCUGGCGAAUAUUAUUGAAGGAGGAAAGACGGAAAACCUGUCGGCUAAGGAGCUUGCGGAGCUCGGCUUCAGUGCUGUGGCUUAUCCUUGGACUUUGGUCGCUGCACACCUUAAGGGUAUUCGGGAUGCUUUGGAUAAUUUGAAAAAGAGUAUGACUGUUGGUGCGCCGCCUAUGAUUUUGUCAUAUGAUGAGGUCUGUGAGGGGGUUGGGUUCAACAAGUACUGGGAGCGAGAAGGGAAGUAUCAGUUUAAUUGA
Molecule: messenger RNA, 1002 nt
Organism: Penicillium pulvis
Lineage: Eukaryota; Fungi; Ascomycota; Eurotiomycetes; Eurotiales; Aspergillaceae
Product: isocitrate lyase/PEP mutase family protein
Exons: 3
Molecular function (GO): catalytic activity
Source: RefSeq, a predicted model, not a curated record